Molecule: messenger RNA, 507 nt
Organism: Paramecium pentaurelia
Lineage: Eukaryota; Ciliophora; Oligohymenophorea; Peniculida; Parameciidae
Source: the annotation of a GenBank genome assembly
AUGAAGAUUUAAUCAAACGUAUAAAUUAAUGUAAAAAAAUUUGUGAAGAAAUUUAAAGAUUGCAGGAGGAGAAUGAUAAUCUAUAAGUGGCAUUAGAAGCCGAAGAGAAACAUAAGAGUUCUCUUUAAAAACUAAAAUAAUCCAAAUAUAUAAAAGAUGGAAAUACGCAUAUACAAUUAUCACUUGAGCAUAACUAAGAACUUGAAACCAUUUAAAUUAAUUUAAUUUAUAAUUUUUCUGUUGAUAUCAAUUCUAAAACUAAAGAAUUAGAAAGUAGGGUGUUGUAUGAAAAGAUUAAAUAAGAUUAAGAUUAAAAAUAAAAAGAUUGCUAAAAGAGAAUUAAAAUUCCAUCUAUAGCAACAAACCAAAAAAUAUGAAUAAAGAGAAGGCAAAUUGUAAUUAUUUGAGUUAAAAGAACAAGAUAUAAAAAUACAAUAAAGAAAUUAGAAUUUGAUUUGUGAUCAAGCAAAUAACAUUUGUCGGAAUAAAAAAUUGUAUUAAUAAUGA